This is a messenger RNA of Daucus carota subsp. sativus, 1599 nucleotides long. RefSeq names its product ferredoxin--NADP reductase, root isozyme, chloroplastic. NCBI's taxonomy places the organism in Eukaryota, Viridiplantae, Streptophyta, Magnoliopsida, Apiales, Apiaceae. The record is from RefSeq and is a predicted model, not a curated record. The transcript has 5 exons. Bases 321 to 1451 code for a protein of 376 amino acids. Gene Ontology annotation, molecular function: NADPH dehydrogenase activity.
GGACCCAAAGUGACCCAUCGACACUCUCAGAAAACCCCUGUUCCCUUUCUAGCAAAAUUUGCAAUAAGUGAGACCAAAACAAACAGCCUUAAAAUAAUAAGACUGCUUGCUUAAGUUGGCUCUUGACACAACAAACGAAUCUCGUACAAGUCUCUCAUAAACUCCGCCUAAACCCACUUUUGUCCUUUCCAUCAGCCUAAAGGUUGUCACUUUAUUUCUUAAACCCCCCUCUCUUCUUCUAUAAAUACACACACCUAUACACACACAUAUACUUACAUAUUCACUAUCACCCCUUUUCUUGACUCACUCUUCACCGGAUCAUGGCUAAUUCCGCUAUUGCACAGAUUUCCCUGGGUGUUUCCCUCAGUGAUCCGUCUAUUCGGAGAUCGGUGUUUAAGACACAUAGCAUCAGUUUUCGUGAUAAAUCAUGGAGAUCUGUUUUGCCUAUGGACUUGAAGGCAAAGAACGCAUUCUCAAGGGAUCAGUCUGUUAUAUGCAUGUCUGUGCAACAAGCCCAGAAAUCUAAGGUUACAGUUUCGCCAUUAGCACUUGAAGAUGCAAAAGAGCCUCCAUUAAACUUACACAAGCCAAAGGAACCAUAUACAGCAACUAUUGUCUCUGUUGAUAGGCUUGUUGGUCCUAAAGCUCCAGGAGAGACUUGUCACAUUGUAAUAGAUCAUGGUGGCAAUGUACCCUAUUGGGAAGGACAAAGCUAUGGUGUCAUUCCUCCAGGUGACAACCCAAAAAAGCCAGGGAAUCCCCAGAAUGUACGUCUCUAUUCAAUUGCUUCCUCAAGGUAUGGAGACUCUUUUGAUGGAAAGACUGCCAGUUUGUGUGUACGACGAGCUGUUUAUUAUGAUCCUGAGACAGGAAAAGAAGAUCCUACUAAAAAUGGUGUGUGCAGCAACUUUCUGUGCGACUCAAAACCUGGAGACAAGGUUAAGAUUGCAGGCCCUUCUGGAAAAAUCAUGCUUUUACCUGAAGAUGAUCCAAAUGCUACCCACAUUAUGAUUGCAACUGGCACAGGUGUGGCUCCAUAUAGAGGCUACCUUCGCCGCAUGUUCAUGGAAUCUGUCCCCAAGUAUAAGUUCAAUGGUCUUGCUUGGCUGUUCCUUGGAGUAGCUAACACUGAUAGUCUGCUAUACGAUGACGAGUUCAGCAAGUACCUUGAGGACUACCCAGACAAUUUUCGAUUUGACCGUGCACUUAGCCGAGAACAAAAGAACAAGAAUGGUGGAAAGAUGUAUGUUCAGGAUAAGAUAGAAGAAUACAGCGAUGAAAUCUUUAAACUUUUGGAUGGAGGGGCACACAUUUAUUUUUGUGGGCUGAAGGGGAUGAUGCCUGGCAUUCAAGACACCCUGAAGAGGGUCGCAGAACAGAGAGGGGAGAGCUGGGAUGCAAAGCUCUCGCAGCUGAAAAAGAACAAACAAUGGCAUGUAGAAGUUUAUUGAUUUUUUAUUUAUCAAUGUGUCUGUAUCAAUUGAUGUUACAAGGAGUUGUUAUCAUUAGCAGUUGUCCUGCAUCUUUAGAUGAAUAAUGUACUCUUUGUGUAACUAUUUUUCAUCUUUGUUAUGAUCAUCAAUCAGAUUUAAGAUCCAA